CAAAUGUUCAAAUGACCACUGAAUACUGAUAAGUACUGAGACCUGAGUACCAAAUACGAAUGUUUUUUUAAUUGUCUGUACGUUGUUAGUACGAACUACGAAGACGAGAAUUUCGUUUUACGUUUCUAGAUUAUUUGAUAUUGUGAAACCGGUUCUUCAAGUUAAAAAUAAUUAAAAGAUGUCAGAACGAGAACCGAUGAGUCAGAGUGGUUCCAGUCGUGACUAUGGGGCUACUGCAGCACCUCCUGCAGUAGGCUUUGCAGACUUUAGCCCCACCGAGUUGUAUAACCUCAGUGAAGGGAUUGCUGACAAUGUUAAUACUAUAAAUAGUGGUCUCCGCACUUUAGAAAAAAUGAUGAAACAGAUUGGCGGACCUAGCGAUAGUAUACAGCUAAGGGACAAAAUCCAUGACACGCAACAGAAAGUGAAUAGCUCAGUAUCGGCAACUGCUCGCGACAUCCAGCGGUUAGGCGUAGUUGUCCGACGUGGCGAUAAACCGCAAAAAUUGCAGGUCGAGAGACUUACGCAAGCCUUCAGCGAUGCUCUGGCUAACUAUUCUUCCGUUCAGAAGAAAGUAACCGAAAAGAUGGCGGCCCAUAUGCCGACUCAGCCUCGCAAUAAGAAUGACCCCGAAGCACUGGAGAGACAGGCUAUCGCUGACGACGAAGAGGCCAGUCUAAUUUCUAAUCAACAAGCACAGGCGCGUCUAGUUCAAUUUGAGACGAGCAUGCUGCUAGAGAAAGAGGCCUAUAUGAAUAAGAUUGAAGCUGAUGUGUUAGAUGUGAAUCAAAUAAUGCAGGACCUUGCUGUGAUGGUCAAUGCCCAGGCACAAUCUAUCGAUACAGUAGAAAGCCAUAUAGAGGCAGCCGGUGUCUCUGUGGAGGCUGGAGUUGAUGAAUUGGCGAAAGCUGCGGAAUAUCAAAGAAGGUACCGGAGGAGAAUGUUCUUUUUCAUCACGAUUGCUAUCAUAUUAGCCAUCCUUCUUAUUGUGUGGGUUGUUAAGGCUUUUAGAUAGAUUUUUUGUAUAUCCGAUAUAUCUUGCGUAUAAAAAAUUCAAUUAUAACAACUAAUUGUGCUUAUUCUUAUCAAUUUAACCAUAUAUUUUAUAAAAGUUUCUUAUAAAAAAAUAAUUUAGUAUUGUACUCCAUUUUACAACAUAUAAAGUGAAUCCCUGUGUAAAUUAUUGCGAUAAAAAUGUAUAUGGUAAAUUUUAAUGUAGUGAGAAUUAGCACCAUUAGAAAAUUCGCCUUAAAUUUGAAUUAAGAAACUUAUUAUACUGUUAACACAUAUGAACAAUGAAGGUAUUCACAUUUUUCCCUUUCGUAAUCGUUAUUUGUAGGUUAUUUGCCGCCCAUAGUGCAGUGAAUAACUGACUUCCAAACUUACAUGUUUAUAUAUCUAAAUCUCACGGAGUGGAUCCUUUGAAAGCAUCCAUUCCAAUAACCUCAAAAAAACUAAAACGUCAGGGCUCGUGUCCUUAAGACGAAAGAAGAGAGAAAACCUUGGGCAUGAGGGCUCAGGGUAGUGAAAAAUAUUAUUUAUAUCCUCUGAAUUAUGAAUUUAGCCGUGCCUAUAACAAGGCCAGUCAUCUCUGGCCCUUGUCCCACUAUUCUGUAUAUAGUGGUUGUAGAUCUUGCUUUAAGCCCAAAUAAACUGGUUGGUCCUUAACAGUUCUUAAUAGGAUUAAAGGACUGCGCUGGUAUUCUGCAAAUUAAAAUAGCGAAUGCGAUUCCAACUUCAAUGCUGAUUCUUUGUAUAUCAUUGUAUCGCAAGGCGAUAUGAAAACUACAUUGAUAUUGCAUAUAAAACGGGGUCGGUAUCGCUAUUAGAAAUGACAGAAUACCGGCGCUGCUUUAAAAAUGUUAUUUUUUUUUAAUUUUAAGGCAUGAUUAAACAAUUUUGAAUGUAUAAUAACUCAAAAACAAGGUGUUACGUAUACCGACAAAUUAAGGAAAUCCUAAAUUGACUGCAAAUCUCCAAAAAAUAUGUAAUUUACGAAUUUAAUUAUUAAUAUAUGCCAACGUUGAUUUUUUAUUAUUAAAAAUACGAAAGAUUUUUUUUUACAAUUAAAUUAAUAUGUAUCACCCUAAAUGUAAAAAAAAUAUAGGUAUAGUGUAUUUAUGACACUUUGAGGUUAAUAUUUAUGGUUUUAAAUGGCACACGUUUUUAUAUUUAGAUGGUUUGUGCAAUAUUUGUAAUCUUCGACAGUAUAGGUAAAUAAAAACGCAGCUGGUUUAAUGAUAAUACAAUGCAAUUACAUAAAUGCAAACAUUCCCGAGAAUACUCUAUUAUAUAAUUGUAAGUGAUUGUACCUAUGUUAUGUGUUUUUAUACCUAUUCUAAAUUGUCUAUAAAACAACAAUUACGAGUAUACUUUAAUAGGUUACAAUAUUUUUAAUUUAAAAAGUUAUUACUUAAUUUCCUUUAUAGCGCGAUAUAAAGAGUUAAAAAUUUGCCCAAAUGAAAUAACUUUUAAUUAUUAAUAUAAUUUAUUACAUUCUAAUGAAUUGAUAUUGGAGAGAUUAUACUCCUCAUGUAUAUAACCAUAUAUUACGAGAGAUAGCGUUGUUUCCACUGCAGACAUGGUCUAUUAAACAUUUCUUUAAUUUUUAAAUGUGAUUUGUAAGUAAAGUUCAUACAUUUUCUAAGAGAUAUGCAACGCUGAUCUCCGUAAUGAUGCUAGAUUUUGUACGCCGGCACUAUUAGGAAUAAUAGUCGUGUAUAUUAUAUGCUACGAUAAGUAUUCAAGCAACGAUUUCUAUAUUUUAAUAUAAUACAUGUAUCACAGUAUUUCUUAUUUAAUUGCUACAUUUAUGUAUUUAACGGGCGAAUAAUAUUUUUAACUGAGUUCGCCGUUAAAUAGGUAUAGGAAUGGCAUGUCACGUGACCCGAUUAUAUUGUUAAACAAUAAAA
This is a messenger RNA of Pieris napi, 2912 nucleotides long. It is a transcript of the gene Syx13, whose product is annotated as syntaxin-12. Gene Ontology annotation, molecular function: SNAP receptor activity; SNARE binding. Gene Ontology annotation, cellular component: endomembrane system; SNARE complex; membrane. The record is from RefSeq and is a predicted model, not a curated record. The transcript has 6 exons. Bases 179 to 1015 code for a protein of 278 amino acids. Gene Ontology annotation, biological process: intracellular protein transport; vesicle fusion; vesicle-mediated transport. Lineage: Eukaryota; Metazoa; Arthropoda; Insecta; Lepidoptera; Pieridae.